AUGGAUCGAAAGCCGUCACGCCGUUCGUACGGGCGAACCAACAUCAGGCACGAAAAAAGUUGUAAAGAAAAAUGUAAGGACUUCCUUAGACAAUUUAUCGCAUUCAUGUUUACCAACGUUGGCAUCAUUGGUUUGGUUGUUGCAUAUACAAUCGCAGGAGCUUUCAUGUUCAUAGCGAUCGAAGGAAAAGAAGGAGAAUUUCUUAUUGAAGACGUAAUUAGAUUAAGAAAUAAUACGGUUGAUGAAUUAUGGGACGUCACUUGCUGCAAAAUUAACGUUUUCAGUGAAGCGUCAUGGCGUAAUCACGUGUCAACGCAACUUAUUGAAUAUCAAAGAACUUUUGUUGAUGCCGUUCGAAACGGUUACGAUCCAAAACAUACGGAUUCUUGGAGUUUUUCCGGUGCUUUUUUAUAUAGUUUAACCGUUAUAACAACAAUCGGAUAUGGUAACGUAGCACCUAGAACGGAAUGGGGAAAGUUGGCAACAAUUGUUUACGCCAUAGUCGGAAUGCCAUUGUUUCUUCUUUAUCUAUCCAAUAUCGGUGACAUACUUGCGAAAAGUUUUAAAUGGAGUUAUACGAAAGUUUGCUUGUGUAAGGGAUGUCCAGGUACGGAAAGUUUUAGAAGGAGAAAAAGAAUGAAACAAAAUAUAAAAAUGUCGAAAAUGAUAAAAAGUCAAAAAGAUUUUUCACGUCGUCGUAAUCGUAAAACCUCCUGGCAGCCGAACGUGCACGACGAUAGUAGAAACGAAAAACGAAAAAAAAUCGAUGAUGAAGAAGAUGAUAGCGAUGACGAAAGUAGCAGCAGUAAUAGUAGUAGUGGCAGUAGUAGUGGUGGCAACACCAGCGAUACGAAUAAAGAAACCGAAAUUAGCCAAUCUAGUUUAAGUAUAGAUGAUUACGAUCCGCAAACAGUAACGGUACCCAUAACCUUAUGUUUGGCCAUAAUGGUCGGGUACGUGUGCGGCGGAGCUUUACUGUUUGCCAGAUGGGAAAAUUGGGGUUUCCUCGACGGUUCUUAUUUUUGUUUCAUAUCUCUUUCCACCAUCGGUUUUGGUGACAUAGUACCCGGUGAUUCGAUAAUACAAAGUCAAGUUAUACAAAUAAGUUUCAUAUUGACGGCCGUUUAUUUAAUGUUGGGCAUGGCAUUGAUAGCAAUGUGUUUUAAUUUAAUGCAAGAAGAAGUUAUACACAAAACUAGAUCUUGUAUAAAAUGUUGUCAAAAUGUUUUUUAUUGUUGUUUCGGUAAAAAUAAAAACCAAUCAGGACUGUAA
Messenger RNA from Pediculus humanus corporis (human body louse), 1272 nucleotides. RefSeq lists its product as uncharacterized. Gene Ontology annotation, cellular component: membrane. Lineage: Eukaryota; Metazoa; Arthropoda; Insecta; Psocodea; Pediculidae. The coding region runs from base 1 to 1272 and encodes 423 amino acids. The record is from RefSeq and is a predicted model, not a curated record. The transcript is spliced from 5 exons. Gene Ontology annotation, biological process: potassium ion transmembrane transport; stabilization of membrane potential. Gene Ontology annotation, molecular function: potassium ion leak channel activity.